Messenger RNA from Lobosporangium transversale, 1434 nucleotides. RefSeq lists its product as hypothetical. Gene Ontology annotation, molecular function: FAD binding. Bases 1 to 1434 code for a protein of 477 amino acids. The record is from RefSeq and is a predicted model, not a curated record. Lineage: Eukaryota; Fungi; Mortierellomycota; Mortierellomycetes; Mortierellales; Mortierellaceae. The transcript is spliced from 2 exons.
AUGUCUAUCCUAACUAUAUCUCACCGCAAAGAUGUCAAUUCCAUUAAAGCCUUGAUUGUGGGUGGUGGUAUCGCUGGUCUCUCUCUCGCCAUUAUGAUGGAUUUAGCAGGUAUUGAAUAUGAGAUUUUGGAGCGUUGUAGCGAAGACGAAGCUGGGAGAGGGGCAGCUCUUGCUCUGGGCCCGCCCGUACUGCGGUUAUUGGAUCAAAUGGGCCUUCUAGAACAAAUUGAAAGGGCGUCGAAGCCAAUCUCAGGCUUGAGUGUUGUCGAUAGCGAGUGUCGAAAGCUAGGUCGAAUUGAAAGUCCUGAGAAAGAGAGAUAUGGAUAUCCAUUUCGGAUCAUGACUCGACCUGCGUUUUACAAGAUUUUGCUGUCAAGGGUUCCUCCAACAAAUUUACAUCGAGGCAAGGUUGUGGUAGAAACGCUUCAAAAUCCUAAUGGCGUUUCUUGCAAGUGUUCAGAUGGAUCAACCUAUUAUGGUGACAUUGUGGUCGGCGCCGAUGGCGCCCAAAGUCUGACUCGCCAAUGCAUGUUUAAACAAUUAGCAGAUCAAGGGAAAUUGCCUGAUGCUGAUAUGGUACCAUCCACCUACGAACACAUUUGCAUCACCGGCCUCUCAGAUCCACUUAGCCAGAGUAACUAUCCCACUGUGUCGGAUGAAUGUUCAGAAUUCAGAGUGAUCUAUACAAAGGAACAACCUUACUCUUUCUGGUACACGCCAGUGCCUGGUGACCGUGUCGCUUGGGGUAUCAAUGGAUUGCUGCCAUCAUCUAAACAACGAUCGUCCAAUUAUGGCAACAACGAUGAUACGCCUUCACCACAGCCUAAAAUCUACGAUGACUGGCUCGCUCCUGCGCCAGAUUUUGAAGAGCAAUUUCAAGAACUCUUCAACGCACGCUGUGCAAUGGGCGUGGGGAGCGUACGUGAUUUUUUGAGUCAUACACCACGGAAGCAUAUCACCCGAAUCGAUAUAGAGGAACGCCUUUACAAGACUUGGCAUCAUGGUCGCAUUGUUCUUGUAGGCGAUGCGUGCCAUCAGCAACUGGUGUUUGGAGGCCAAGGAGCGAUCCAAUGUCUAUUGGAUAAUGUGUGUUUAGUCAACCUACUCUAUGACAUGGAACACAACACUCCGAACGAGAUCAACAAAACAUUUAAAAAGUAUCAGAUGAAGCGAAGCACAGUGGUCAAGAUGUCUAUCGACGACACCAACCACUUGGACAAAGUUCUUCACAGCCAAGGAUUCCUUGCGGGCAUGAUGCGCAAGCUAAUCUUCAGUGCUGCCUUGGGUCUCAACGCAGCUAAUGACAAAUUUAACAAUAACCGACCACAACUUUCUUUCCUCCCAUUUGUUGAGGACAGAGCUACAAGCAAGGCUUACAAGCAAAAGAUUUCAGCUAGGCUUUACAAAAGUCAACAGGAAGACACUUUCAUGUAA